Messenger RNA from Knipowitschia caucasica, 279 nucleotides. NCBI's taxonomy places the organism in Eukaryota, Metazoa, Chordata, Actinopteri, Gobiiformes, Gobiidae. The record is from the annotation of a GenBank genome assembly.
AUGCGGAUCGGUGGCAGCGGCUACGGUUAUGGCGUCAGUUCAGCCUCUGUGGUUCGGGUUGCGGUCCCUAAUCAGAACAGCAAACAGGACAAGGAUGCAGCGUUCGCAUCAGGGGAUAAGGACCUAUCGCGACCCGACUCUACAUCCAUCGAUCUCAUUCAGAAGCACUGCACCAGGGAUGUUCAUCUCCCUGAUUCAAUUGUAUCUCUGCCUAAUGCAGUCCGAAGUGUUGCCAUCAUCGAGAGUAGUCCUUUCUGGAGACUUAGGCCAGGUCUAUGA